Pelobates cultripes (western spadefoot toad) is the source of this 3945-nucleotide messenger RNA. NCBI's taxonomy places the organism in Eukaryota, Metazoa, Chordata, Amphibia, Anura, Pelobatidae. The record is from the annotation of a GenBank genome assembly.
AUGGUACUAACUAUAGAAUCUCUACAGAAAGAAUUAACUAAACUUAUUAAAGAGAUAGCAGCAACGGAACAAGAAUUAGCAGCAGUCACUGCAUCAACUGACCUAGAGACACUCAAAAAACAAAUAGAAGACAAAUUAAAAGAGUAUCAGAGAGAAACGGAAGAAUUCAAAAAGAAAAAAUUCCAUAGAGACGAAUUAGAUUAUCAAAGAGAUCAAGUUUAUACCUGGUACUCUAGAGUGGAUAAUCGUCCAUAUAGAACCAACAGAGACACAACCACACAGAGAUGGCGCUCGGAUACAGAGGGGGCUACAUCCUCCUCCUCUGCCUCCUCGUCUUCAGGGAUGACUUUUUUAGAGAGAGGUACACGACACGAAGAAACAUCAGGCAGGGGGGUUACAACAAGAGGCAUUCGGGAGAAAAGACAAGGCCGACCGCCCCAAUCGAGACGCAAUCUCUAAUACACAACAUUUCAGGUAGGCCUCUAACAUCUACGGAGGAGGGGACCCUGAAUAAGGGACUCUCCUUCAUUCCCACACCCCAUAUAGUGUGGCAUCAAUAUGACGUCAGUUUGUAUAAAUUCUUUCGCCAACUCAAAUUACGUGCAUUCUUUUCAACAGAUCAGCAAAAUUUUGGUACAACAGCAGAAUCUACUGACAAUACUAUACAGACCACACAGGGAUAUCCACAGGAUGAAGGAAAUAUGGAGGCUGUGGGACAUUACGUCACUGAGUCUGAUCCAUGCACUGUUCUCUCCCUGGAUACAGGUUUGAAACCUAAAAGCACUUUCACACCACACAACAUCAAUACAUCUAUUGAUUUAUUCACCAAUCUUGUGAAAAAAGAUAUGUAUAAACUUAGGAGAAAACAUCAAUAUACCCAUAGUUAUCAUGGAAAAAGUAUUAAUUUUACCAAACAAGAUUGGUUGAAUAUCAAUAAUUUAAAGAAAGAUACAUCCAUCAUUAUCAAACCGGCAGAUAAAGGGGGAGCACUGGUGAUCAUGGAUCGCACAUAUUAUGUAAAAGAAAUCGAGACCCAGCUAUUGGAUAACACAAACUACUUACCUAUCAGUCAGGAUCCUACGCAUAAUCUGAAAUGCAUACUAGAUAAACUUAACCAAUGGGCCCUCUCUAAAAACAUUAUCUCUGAUGGAGAAUAUAAGUAUAUGAAUCUCAAAUAUCCUAGAAUUCCGGUGUUCUAUACCCUCCCUAAAAUACAUAAGAACCCUCUUUUUCCACCAGGCAGACCAAUAGUUAGUGGAACUGGGUCUAUAUUCCAACAUCCAGCAGAAAUACUGGAUACAUUUUUGAUCAAAUAUGUCCCAAUGCAGAAAUCAUACCUCAAAGACACUACUACAUUCCUUACAUUACUAGCAGAUAUACAUAUCCCAUCUGGAGACUUUUGGUUGGUAACCAUGGAUGUACAGUCACUAUACACUUCAAUUGACCACAAUAGAGGGAUUGAGGCAGUAGAUUGGACAUUAGAUAGAGACCCGAGACUAACCCAGCAAGGAGAGACCCGAAAAUAUAUCAGGGAAUUACUUACUUUCAUUUUGACUGAGAAUUAUUUUUUGUUUGGUGAUAAGUACUACAAACAGAUUAAGGGUACCGCUAUGGGCUCGAAUGUCGCUCCAACAUAUGCUAACAUUUAUAUGAAUCGAAUGGAGGAAACAUGCAUCUACCAACAUCCUUUAUUUUCCAAAUGCAUAGUUUGGAAAAGAUACAUAGAUGACGUGUUCAUAUGUUGGAGCGGCACUAGGGCCCAUUUACAGGAAUUUUUUGAGUCAUUAAACACACAAGAUGAAAACAUUAAAUUCACUAUGUGCUGUGAUACUAUUACAGUCCCUUUUCUAGAUGUUCAGGUACAGAGAGUACAAAAUUGCCUUCAUAGCGAUUUGUAUAUAAAACCUACUGACCGUAAUAAUUUAUUGACUUACAAAGGCUUUCAUCCAAUCCAUCUGAAGAAUGGAUUACCAUUUAGUCAAUUGUUAAGGGUGAAAAGGAUUGUAUCACAGGAAGAUAAAGUGAUGACGGGUUUAGAUUUUAUGGCCAAUAAAUUCAUAGAGAGGGGCUAUCCCACACAUGUAGUUGACAAUCAACGACAGAAGGUUGAUAAUCUUUCUCGACAAGAAACCCUUUCAGGUGCAGGGGCCAGAGACAAAAUAGAAAGGAUUACGUUGGUAACACCAUAUACCCCACUUAAUAAGGAGAUAAGACAUGUUAUAUUAAAACAUUGGCAACUUUUUCAGGGGGAUACUCAACUACCCCCGAUAUUCCAACAGUCUCCACUUUUUGCAUAUCAGAGGGCCUCGAACCUGAGGGACAUGAUAGUAAGGUCAGAUAUUGGCAGUUCGAAGAAACAAACCAGAUUUUUUUCAGAACCUAAGAAGGGCACUUUUCCAUGUUUAAAUUGCUCACACUGUAACAGUGUGAUCAAGGGGGAAUAUUUUGUUCAUCCCAGAUCAGGUAAGAAAUUUUAUGUUAAAGAGUUUUUUACAUGCAACUCUGACUAUGUUGUGUAUGCUCUUAAGUGUCCCUGUGGACUCCUGUACGUGGGGGAGACCAUCAGGCCAGUGAAAGAGCGGAUAGGGGAGCAUAAAAGGAGCAUUAGGGCAGCAUUACAACACAAUAAAGUGGAGGCUCCGGUACCCAGACAUUUUAAAGCAUAUGGUCAUAAUGUAAACCAAUUAAGGUUUCAAGUCUUGGACAGAAUCCCACCUCUACGUAGAGGAGGGGAUAGACACAAGCUCUUAUUACAGAGAGAAACAAAAUGGAUAAGUACCUUGGAGACUCUGUCACCAUUAGGUCUUAAUGAAGACUAUGACCUUAAACAUUUCUUAUGAGAAGUUUUGUCUUUCUUUUGCAUUUAUUGCCUGCUCUAUGAUUUUCUGCUCCUUACAGAGGCUCCCCUUGACCAGUUUUGGUCCGGUGUCCUUUCCUGCCAACAUUUUGACCUCUUUGGGUCCGCUACCUGCCAUCAGCACAGGGUUCCUCACAUACGGGACCCAGGGGCACGGUGGGGCAUUAUGAGACAGGUGAGUUGCAUACUCUGGUUUUUCAUUUUUAUUCUAUUUUCUAUUCAUGUUAUUUUUCAAUUUUUUUUUUCAAAUUUAGCUACAAACAAAAAAUAUUCUUUAAUGAGGAUCUUUUUUCAUCCAAGAUAUUUUUUCUAUAUUAUUAAAUUUUUUUAUUUUUCCAAUUUUUUUCAAUUUUUUUCUUUAUUUUUUUCUUCUUUUUUCAUUUUUAUUCUUUUUAGUAUUUUUUCUUUCUUUUCUUUUUUCUUUUUAAAUGUGUUUUGGAAUUUUUUGAACACUGUUUUCCAUUGUUGCAUGAGACAUAGAUAAUCUAUUUUUUAUUAUUUUUUUCUCUUUUUUUCAUUUUUAGCUGAGUAUUCUACUGAUCUAUAGCUACAGAUAUUCCUGUUCUCUUGAUCAUCUGUUACAGGUGAGCUACAUAAUAACCAUACAUCAGUUAGAUUUAUUUAGAAACAUUAAAUUAUUAUUUUCUGUUCCUUUUUCUCUCUAGUUUACUUUUGAUUUUUUGGUCUAAGACUCUUUUAGUCUACAGCACUAUUCAGUUUUCACAUACAAUUUAAUUGCCUUUGUAAUAACUUGUAUUUCAUACUUAUUAGUUACUUUAACUUUAUUUGUUCAUUUUGAGAUUUCCCUUUAAUUUUGCCAUUACACAACAUGUAUGUGAACAAUAAAGUUGAGUUGAAUGCGUAUGACGUAGCGACGUACGCUGACGUCAGAAGGCGGAAGUAGCAGCAUGGAGUGGAUGCGGCAGAGUUUUGCCGCCUAAUGAGGAUAUUUAAAUCGAUAUGCUUAUACUUUGGCAGGACGGAGAGGAACAGGGGCCUUCGAAGGGACAGGAACGUCCCGAGCGCGCAGCCCAUUUUCAGCCCGAUUACAGGAUUGCCCACGAUUAAGACUGACCAAUAGACUGACC